This is a messenger RNA of Knipowitschia caucasica, 1596 nucleotides long. Lineage: Eukaryota; Metazoa; Chordata; Actinopteri; Gobiiformes; Gobiidae. The record is from the annotation of a GenBank genome assembly.
AUGUGCAGUGCCUCCACAGACUCUUCGGCGCUGGCUACGUUCCGUGAGGAGAUGGCGGCGAGAGGAGGCUUUCAGUCCGCACCGACAGUAGGAGGCGGCGGUCCGAUGGGUCCCGGACCUCCGGUACCAGGUGCUGGACCUGGCAUGGGACCUGGGACUCCUUCGGGAAGGAUGGGACCUGCUGGGCCAGCGCAGAAUCACAUGUACCGCUCUCCGAUGCCAGGGCCUGGGUACCCGAGACCAGGCAUGCCACCUUCCAGCAGGAUGACUCCACAGGGACCUGCCAUGGGCCCUCCAGGAUAUGGGGGGAGCCCAGUGUCUCGGCCUGGGAUGCCUGGUGUCAUGGACCCAUCACGCAAGAGACCUGCUCCCCAACAGAUUCAGCAGGUGCAACAGCAGAGCAGAAACCAGCACACAAAGAAGAAGAAGAUGGCUGAUAAAAUUCUACCUCAGAGGAUUAGGGAACUCGUCCCAGAGUCUCAGGCCUAUAUGGAUCUCUUGGCAUUUGAGAGGAAGCUCGACCAGACUAUUAUGCGAAAAAGACUGGACAUUCAGGAGGCCCUCAAAAGACCCAUCAAGCAAAAAAGAAAGCUAAGAAUCUUCAUAUCCAACACGUUCAACCCUGCCAAACCAGAUGCUGAGGACGGAGAAGGCACUGUUGCUUCAUGGGAGCUGCGAGUUGAGGGACGCCUCCUUGAAGAUUCUGCUGUGUCUAAGUACGAGGCCACAAAACAGAAGAGAAAGUUCUCCUCUUUCUUCAAGUCUCUGGUGAUCGAGUUGGACAAGGAUCUGUACGGUCCAGACAAUCACCUCGUGGAAUGGCACAGGACGGCCACCACCCAGGAGACGGAUGGUUUCCAGGUGAAGCGCCCUGGAGACGUGGGCGUCCGCUGCACUGUGCUCCUGAUGCUGGACUAUCAGCCGCCUCAGUUCAAGCUGGACCCUCGUCUGGCCCGCAUGCUGGGCAUCCACACCCAGACCAGGCCAGUCAUCAUCCAGGCGCUCUGGCAGUACGUCAAGACCCACAAGCUGCAGGACCCCCACGAGAGGGAGUUCAUCAACUGUGACAAGUAUCUCCAUCAGAUAUUUGAGACUCAGAGGAUGAAGUUCUCAGAGAUCCCCCAGCGCCUGCACGCCCUCCUCAUGCCCCCAGAGCCAAUAAUCAUCAAUCACGUGAUCAGCGUCGACCCGAACGACCAGAAGAAAACGGCCUGUUACGACAUCGACGUGGAGGUAGACGACACGCUCAAGACCCAGAUGAACUCUUUCCUUCUGUCCACGGCCAGUCAGCAGGAGAUCGCGGGACUGGACAAUAAAAUCCACGAGACGAUCGAGACCAUAAACCAGCUGAAGACGCAGAGAGAGUUCAUGCUGAGUUUUGCUCGAGAUCCUCAGGGCUUCAUCAACGACUGGCUGCAGUCCCAGUGCAGAGACCUCAAGACUAUGACGGAUGUGGUCGGAAACCCCGAAGAGGAGAGGAAAGCUGAGUUCUAUUACCAGCCCUGGGCUCAGGAGGCUGUGUGCCGCUACUUCUACUCAAAGGUCCAGCAGAGGAGACAGGAGCUGGAGCAGGCACUGGGCAUCAGGAACACCUAA